UCGUCACACAAGCCAGAUCAUCGCACCAUGAGCCACAAGUCGGAGAAAAAGCAAUCCGGAUCGGAGAAGCUGCAAAAGUUGAAGGCCAUCAUUUUGCUGAAGAAACAAAAGAAACGGGCCCUAAAAAAGCUAAGAAGGAAAGAAGCCGGGCCGAACUUCAGCUACCAGCUCUUCCUCUACCGCCAGGAACUGCGGCGUGCCCACUCGGACUUCUCCUACCUUCGUCUCUCAAAGGCCAAGAUCAAUCUUACCUCGCAACUGAUUGCCAGGAAUCUCGUAUACGGUAAACCAAUGAGCACCGUGGAGGAACUAAAGGAACUCAGUCGGGAGGUGCAGUUCAAGAAGCGUCUGGCCCACCAAGUGGAGCGUCUGCAGCAAUUCCGCCAGCUGGGACUCACCGAGAUGAUCCUCAACGGCAAAAGGAUGACUCUAUAAAGGGACUACUGGGCGCAUUAGACUUAGGGCCGGGCAUUAGCUUAUUUUGGUUUCUUUGUUUCAUUUUGUGCUCUGGCCAAAAUGUAACCCACACCAACGACAGCCAAGAAGCCAUCAAAGUAAAGGUUCUGCU
This is a messenger RNA of Drosophila bipectinata, 568 nucleotides long. RefSeq names its product SoxNeuro Co-Factor (gene SNCF). Lineage: Eukaryota; Metazoa; Arthropoda; Insecta; Diptera; Drosophilidae. The record is from RefSeq and is a predicted model, not a curated record.